Drosophila ananassae is the source of this 1370-nucleotide messenger RNA. RefSeq lists its product as uncharacterized. The record is from RefSeq and is a predicted model, not a curated record. The coding region runs from base 23 to 1264 and encodes 413 amino acids. The transcript has 2 exons. Lineage: Eukaryota; Metazoa; Arthropoda; Insecta; Diptera; Drosophilidae.
ACUCAACUAGUUCAGUUCAGUUAUGGAAGCCGUAGCACCUGCUUGGCUAACGAGGGAAUAUCUGGAAGCUGCACUGCUCCAGCACUACGGCAAUCCUCAGCUUAAAAUCAAGUCAGUGGAUUUCAGGCCAGCCCUUAAGAAGGGAGAAAACUAUGGCGCCAUUUUGACGAGAAUCCACUUAACUUACAUCCAGGGAAAUGGUGCGGAAGUGGAGGAACACCUGAUGGCAAAGACUGCAUUGGAAGAUGAAGACUUGGACACCAAGGAGCGCAAGGCUCCAUACGAUAUUUACAAUCGGGAAUUGGAGAUCUAUGAGAAGGUGCUGCCCAAGCUGCAAAAGUUGGCAGGUGAGCCACUCUGCCCCAAAGUGUGGAUCACCGAUCGCCAGCACGGAGCGCUCCUGAUGGAGGACUUAACGCACCAAGGAUAUAAGAUGGCUCCGCGACUGCAAAGGCUGGAUGAGGACCAUGUGCGAUUAGUGCUCAAAAAACUGGCCAAAAUGCAGGCAGCUUCUGUAGUUUUAGAAGCAAAUUGCAAAGACCAAAAAAAUUCACUGAAAAAAUACGACCGCGGUUUUUUCAAUCGCUACACUGAGAGUUUCAGUGCCUAUUUUUUAGGCUGCCUUAAAUCCUGUGCAAGCUAUCUUAAUACGGAGCCGGGCUUUGAGAAGCAAGCGCAGUUAUUACAGGAACUCGUCCCCUACUAUAUGGGACUGGGACUGCGCUGCUUUCAGCCCGAGGCGGAACACAUCAACGUUCUGACUCAUGGCGAUGCUUGGACAAACAACAUGAUGUUCAAGUAUGAGAAGGGCGUGCCGACGGAUGUCCUGCUCAUUGACUUCCAGUACGCCUUCUGGGGCUCGCCCGCCCUGGACAUCCAUCAUCUGGUCAACACGUCGGCGGUGGAGCGGGUGCGAAGCGACCUUCAGGUGGAAAUGAGGUGCGUGUACCACGAUGUGUUUGUGCGGGAACUGCGGCGACUGGGGUUCAAAGGUCAGAGAUUGCCCAGCCGGAAGCAGUUUCACUUGGAGUCGGAGCAGAAGCGCUUUUACGCUGUUCACUGCGGACUGCUCCUCCAGCCUGUGCUACUGAACACCGAUGAUGUGGAUGCGGACUUUGCAGCCCUGCUCUCCGACAAGCCCCGUGGCAUGAACAUGAAAAGGCGUUUGUAUCUGAACGCCGGCAUACAGGACUCCAUACGGCAGCUGGUGGUGCAAUUCGAGAGGGAAGGACUCCUGGACCCGCGGCAGUUUGAGGGUCUCUAAGCCAAAUGAAGCGGAAAUGCGACCCUGCACGGUACUUUCAAAAACUCCCUUAUUUCAGAUUUCAAUUAGACGGGCUAAUAAACAUAAAACAUGGCUGCCGCCAGGA